AUGGCAGAAUUUUUUUUUUCAGACUUUGGCUUGUUUUGCUACCUGAAGGAGCUCAGAAAAGAAGAGUUCUGGAAAUUUAAAGAGCUCCUCAAGCAAGAACCUCUGAAAUUCGAACUCAAGCCAAUCCCAUGGCCUGAGCUAAAGAAAGCAUCAAGAGAAGAUCUAGCAAAGUUGCUGGACAAGCAUUACCCAGGAAAACAGGCAUGGGAGGUGACACUGAGUCUGUUUCUACAGAUCAAUCGGAGUGACCUCUGGACCAAGGCUCGGGAAGAAAUCAGCAAUGAGCUUAACCCAUAUAAAAAUCACAUAAAGAAAAAAUUUCGUCUCAUAUGGGAGAAGGAAACCUGCCUUCAAGUGUCUGACGAUUUCUACACAGAAACCACAAAGAAUGAAUAUGAAGAGCUGACUGCUGCGUACACUGCUGACCAGGCUGGACAGCCCAUCCUCACUGUGGUUCUGCUAGGUUCUCAAGGAAUUGGCAAAACAACCCUUUUGAGAAAAGUGAUGUUGGAGUGGGCAGAGGGAAACUUAUGGAAGGAAAGAUUCACAUUUAUCUUCUUCUUCAAUGGCUGUGAGAUGAACAGUAUCACAGAGACGAGCCUAGUGGAGCUCCUCUCCAGGGACUGGCCUGAAUCUUCAGAGCCAUUUGAAGACAUCUUCUCCCAGCCAGAAAGAAUCCUGUUCAUCAUGGAUGGCUUCGAGAAGCUGAAAUUUGACCUGGACCUUGACACCAACUCGUGCAAUGAUUGGCGGCAGCGAUGUCCAACCCAGGUUAUCCUGAGCAGUCUGCUGCGGAAAAAAAUGCUUCCAGAGUCUUCUCUGCUGGUCGCACUGGGAGUGACAGGCAUGCGGAAGAAUUUUUACCUGUUGCAUCAUCCAAAAUACAUCACCCUCCCAGGACUCUCUGAACAUAAUCGGAAGCUGUAUUUCUCCCACUUCUUCCGGGAGAAGAAUAAAGCCUCCAGAGCCUUCAGUUUUGUGAAAGACAAUACAUCACUGUUUGUCUUAUGCCAAUAUCCCCUUGCCUGCUGGUUGGUCUGUACAUGCAUGAAAUGGCAGCUGGAGAGAAGAGAAGACCUUAGGAUUGCCUGUGAAAGCACCACUUCUCUGUAUGUUUCCUUUUUCACCAGUGUAUUCAAAUCGGGACUUCAGAAUUGUCCGCCUAAGCAGAGCAGAGCCUGCCUCCAAAGCUUAUGCACCGUGGCUGCAGAGGGCAUCUGGACUGACAUGUUUGUGUUCUCCCCUGGCGAUCUCAGUAGGAACGGGGUGUCAGAGCCCGAUGCCUCGAUGUGGGAGAGCCUGCCACUUCUCCAAAGGAACGGCGACCGCUUCACCUUUGUCCACAGGUGUGUCCAAGAGUUUUGUGCCGCCAUGUGGUACUUGCUCAGACAACCCCAGGACAACCCUAACCCAGCCAUCGGAACUGUGUUUCAGCUCGUAACGGCAGUUGUGACUCAAGCCCCAACCUACUUGUUGCAGACCGGGGUCUUCCUGUUUGGGUUUUCAACAGAAAAAACAACCAACCUGCUGGAGACAUCCUUUGGUUUUCCACUGUCCAAGGAGAUAAGGCAGGAAAUAACUAAAAGCCUUCAGAGUUUAAGUCAAUAUGACCCCCAUCAAGUUGUGGUGAAUUUUCGUGAAUUGUUCAACAGUUUGUUUGAGACCCAGGAGAAAGAAUUUAUAACACAAGUGAUGGAUUUCUUUGAAGAUGUUAACGUUUAUAUCAGUAACACAGAUGAUUUGGUCGUGUCUGCAUUCUGCCUCAAACAUAGCCAAAAUCUGCAGAAGCUUCACCUAUGUGUAGAAAAUGUGUUUUCAGAUGAUUGUGGAAGCAUCUUAAAUAACAACCAGAAACUCUCCUUCUGGCGGGACCUCUGCUCAGUGUUCACCACCAGCAGGAACAUGCAAAUUCUGGAUUUGGACAACUGUAAUUUUGAUGAGGCCUCCCAGGCGGUCCUCUGUAGAGCGCUGGCUCAGCCCGUCUGCAGACUCCAAAAGCUCGCGUAUAAUUUUGCUUCCAGCCUUGGAAAUGGUGUAGACUUCUUUAAGGCUGUUCUUCACAACCCUCACCUGAAAUACCUGAACCUACAUGGCACCAACCUCUCCCGUGGGGAAGUGGGGCAGCUAUGUCAGACACUGAAACACCCCAUGUGCAACAUAGAGCAGCUGAUGUUGGGAAAGUGCGACAUCACAGAUGAAGCCUGCAAGGAGAUUGCCUCUGUCCUGGUCUGCAACCAGAAGUUGAAACUUCUUUCCUUGAUAGAAAACCCCGUGAUGAAUGAAGGCACGAUGGUGCUGUGUGAUGCCCUGAGGCACCCACACUGUGCCUUGGAGACACUGCUACUGACGUACUGUUGCCUCACAUCUGUCGCCUGUGACUACAUCUCCCAAGCCCUUUUGUGCAACAAACUCCUGUCCCUUCUUGAUCUGGGGUCCAAUUUCCUGGAAGACAAUGGAGUGACGUCUCUCUGUGAGGCAUUGAAGCAACCAAGCUGCAACUUACAGCAGUUGUGGUUGGUGGGCUGUUACCUCACUCCCAUUUGCUGUAAGGACCUCUCUGCUGUUCUUAUUAGCAAUGAAAAACUAAAGACCCUGAAACUAGGGGACAAUGAUAUACGAGAUGCUGGUGUCAAACAAUUAUGUGAAGCUUUGAAGCAUCCUAACUGUAAACUAGAGAAUCUUGGGUUGGAAAUCUGUCAGCUCACCACUGCCUGUUGUGAGGACCUGGCCUCGGCUCUCACUGUCUGCAAAUCACUGAGGGGCCUGAACCUGGACUGGAAUAGCUUGGACCAUAAGGGGGUGUUGGUGCUGUGUGAAGCCUUGAGCCGCCUGGACUGUGCCCUGCAACUGCUCGGGCUGGACAAAUCUGCUUUUGAUGAGGAAACCCAGCUUCUGCUGACAGCUGUGGAAGAGAAAAAUCCCCACCUGACUAUUUUACAUCAACCUUGGGACAAUGAUGAGUACAGGAUCAAAGGUGUUCUUAUUUGA
Messenger RNA from Rhinolophus ferrumequinum (greater horseshoe bat), 2988 nucleotides. RefSeq names its product NLR family pyrin domain containing 9 (gene NLRP9). NCBI's taxonomy places the organism in Eukaryota, Metazoa, Chordata, Mammalia, Chiroptera, Rhinolophidae. Gene Ontology annotation, cellular component: cytoplasm. The transcript is spliced from 9 exons. The record is from RefSeq and is a predicted model, not a curated record. Gene Ontology annotation, biological process: regulation of inflammatory response. The coding region runs from base 1 to 2988 and encodes 995 amino acids.